GCCUCUCGAGCACCAAUCUUCACAGCCACACCAAAAAAUUAAAUUAAGGUAAUCUAGUCGGGCUAUUAGCGCAGGCUAUCUUGCUGGUGUUGCAGGACUUGACUGAAGCUACAGGCGCGCUAGACGCUGGACAUCCCUUCCGCCGCCGCUCCCCUUCCGACCGCUCCACCGCUUCCCAUCCAUCCGCAUCCGAGCCCCUCGGGCCUCGGCGCGCUCCCACGCGGCCACAUACCCCCGGCUUCGUGUCCUUCCCGAAUCACGGAGCCCGAAAUGCUCUGCAUGUGACCGGGCGGCAGGCGACGUGUCGCGGAGGCAGGCGGGCAUGGGCACACCUGGAGCCCCGCCGCGGCGACACCCAAGCUCCCCAUGCCUACCUCCGCUCCACCUCCCCUACCCGCACUGGCCUCCGCCGGUCCGCCCUCGCGCCUAUUUAUCCCCAUCGAUGAGGACGUUGGAGGGUCUGAUGCUUCUUGCUGCCGUCUUCUUGUCGUCCGGUCGCCAUGUUCCGAUUAUUUGUGUGCCUGAAGAAUUUUAAACUAUGUUCUUGGAGGUGCACGAAACGAGAUCACGGGCGCACGCAGCUGCCCAGGAAGAAGGGAAGGCCGCCUCAAAAAAGCAGAAAACAGAGAGCAAAGACCAGGAGAGGGGCCAACAUGUAACCUCCAAGAACAAGAAGUCUGCUGAGAAUAAAGGGCAAGAUGGAGAAUCAGAGGCACCAAUGAAGAACAGGAAGCUCAAAGCUGAAGAAUCUGAGCCUAAUGGGAAGGGAACUGCUGCAAGAGAGUUUACAGAGUUCUGCAAGGCCAUAGGAGAACACCUCUCUGUUGAGGACAUGCGCAAGAUCCUUCAAGCCAAUGAACAAGAUGCUUCUGGAUCAGAGGAUGCAGUUGUUGCACGAUGUGAGGAUAUGAUGUUCUAUGGACCCCUCAAGAAGUGCCCAAUAUGUGGUGGUCAGCUUGAGUUUAAGGGGUGGAAAUACAAGUGCACCGGGAAUUACAGCGAGUGGGCCCACUGCACUUUCAGUACUAAUGAUCCUCCAAGGAAGAGUGGCCCUAUAGAAGUUCCUGAGGACAUAAAAGAUGAUUUUGUCCACAAGUGGCUGAAGCAACAAGAGGGAAAGGAGUUUCCUAAACGUGAUGUUGAUGAAGAGGCCCACAUCUUCUCUGGCAUGAUGAUUGCCUUGUCUGGACGGAUGUCACGCUCACAUGGUUACUUCAAGGAGCAGAUAACGAAACAUGGAGGGAAGGUCAACAAUUCUGUGCUUGGUGUUACCUGUGUGGUUGCUUCUCCUGCUGAGAGAGAUAAAGGUGGCUCUGGAGGAUUUGCUGAAGCGCUGGAGCGUGGGACUCCUGUUGUUAGCGAGAACUGGAUAAUGGAUAGUAUCGAGAAGAAGGAAGUUCAACCUUUAGCUGCUUAUGAUAUUGCUUCUGAUGUUGUUCCGGAAGGCCGAGGACUACCUCUGGGCCAGCUUGAUCCAAGUGAGGAGGCCAUAGAGACCUUAGCUGCAGAGGUUAAACUUGCUGGUAAGAGAGCAGUGCACAAGGACUCUAAACUUGAGAAAGAUGGGGGGUGCAUCUUUGAGAAGGAUGGCAUAAUUUACAAUUGUGCUUUUGCUUUGUGCGAUCUAGGAUGUGAUAUGAAUCAGUUAUGCAUUAUGCAGCUGGUUAUGGUCCCUGAAAACCGUUUGCACCUAUUCUACAAAAAAGGUCCAAUCGGUCAUGACCAGAUGGCAGAGGAAAGAGUUGAGGAUUUCGGUAGCCGUGUCAAUGAUGCUAUUAAAGAAUUCGUUAGGUUAUUUGAGGAGGUUACUGGGAAUGAGUUUGAGCCUUGGGAAAGAGAAAAGAAGUUUGAGAAGAAGAGUAUGAAGAUGUAUCCCUUGGACAUGGAUGUUGGGGUCGAUGUGCGUCAUGGAGGCGCAGCACUUCGUCAGUUGGGAACUGCAGCAGCACAUUGCAAGCUUGAUCCAGCUGUUUCAUUUCUUGUUAAACAAUUAUGUGGCCAAGAGAUUUACAGGUAUGCUUUGAUGGAGAUGGCUCAAGACCUGCCUGACCUUCCCAUAGGGAUGCUUUCUGAUCUCCAUCUGAGGAGAGGGGAGGAAAUGCUUCUUCAGAUGAGGCGAGAUGCAGAGUCAGUUCCAGAAUCUGGCCCAGAAGCUGAUGCAUUCUGGACAGAAAUCAGCGCCAAGUGGUUCACCCUUUUCCCUACAACUCGACCAUACGUAUUGAGGGGAUUUGAGCAGAUUGCAGACAAUGUAGCAUCUGGUUUGGAGACAAUACGUGAUAUUAACGAUGCUUCUCGUCUCAUUGGGGAUGUGUUUGGUUCGACUUUGGAUGAUCCACUGUCUGAAUGCUACAAGAAGCUGGGUUGUUCUAUCAAUCCUGUAGCUGAGGAUUCAGAGGAUUACAAGAUGAUUCUGAGGUAUCUGGAAACAACAUAUGAGCCUGUCAAGGUGGAUGAUGUGGUUUAUGGUGUGUCUGUUGAGAGGAUAUAUGCUGUAGAGUCCAGUUCAUUUCCUUCUUAUGAGAAAAUAAAGAAUCUACCAAACAAAAUUCUUCUCUGGUGUGGAACUAGAAGCUCCAACUUGCUUAGGCAUCUACAUAAAGGAUUCCUGCCUGCUGUUUGUCACCUUCCUGUGCCAGGGUACAUGUUUGGCAAAGCCAUUGUGUGUUCUGAUGCAGCAGCUGAAGCCGCUCGGUACGGCUUCACUGCAGUGGAUCGUCCAGAAGGGUACUUGGUCCUGGCUGUGGCCUCUCUGGGGAACGAGAUAACUGAAGUAACUGGCACCCCAGGGGCAGAGGAUGCCCAAGGCUUUGAAGAGAAGAAGAUAGGCGUGAAAGGCGUCGGGAGGAAGAAGACCAAUGAGUCGGAACACCUCACCUGGAGGGAUGGCGUGAAGGUCCCCUGCGGCAAGCUGGUGCCGUCGAGGAACAAGAACGGCCCACUCGAGUACAGCGAGUACGCUGUCUACGACCCGAAGCAGGUGAGCAUCUGCUUCCUGGUUGCGGUUAAGUACGAGGAGCAGAACAUGGAGGUGGUGCCGGACGACGUGUGAAGCCGGUGCCAGCACUGGUCGGCCGCCGCAUUUUGCAGUUGUGCGUAGUGGUUGUGUGAACUGGUAGGAUACCAUAGUGACGAUGAGGAGCCUGGGUUCCAUUUUGGGCUGCCUCGUUCUGGUUGUUUUGUCAUGGGCUCAUCGCUGUUUGUCUUAGGGUGGAACCAUGUAGUGGUGCAGCGGGGGAGUGCUACUGACCCGUGUUAAGGGCGCGCUUGCUCUGUGGCUGCAGCAGCAUGUAAAUAUUUGUGUUGGAUGUUAGCACGGCUUUGGUUUAGCACUC
Messenger RNA from Setaria italica (foxtail millet), 3335 nucleotides. RefSeq names its product poly [ADP-ribose] polymerase 3. Lineage: Eukaryota; Viridiplantae; Streptophyta; Magnoliopsida; Poales; Poaceae. Gene Ontology annotation, molecular function: NAD+ poly-ADP-ribosyltransferase activity; zinc ion binding. Bases 539 to 3052 code for a protein of 837 amino acids. The record is from RefSeq and is a predicted model, not a curated record. The transcript has 18 exons.